CCUAGCUGAUCCAGAGCGUCUGCUGUCAACACGGUUUACUUUUAAUGUUGAAAGCACGAAGUGAAAUUCAAAUAAACACGCCGUAGAAAGCGCAGCUAAUGCAGUAUUAUCAAAGCCAUCUCAUAAUUAUUGGAGUAAUAAAGGGGGUCGGAACCCUACAGUAGUAAGAGAGUUAGCUUAGCUGAUACUGUAAGUGCCACCAUGGCUGAUCUGAAACCUUGCAAAGUGUGUAACGCGACCCGCCAGAGACAUUUCGGUCUGGUGGUGUGUUCCUUGGAUCAGCUCAGAGUAAAAGGAAGUGGAAAGUUAGGGUUUGACCAUGGUACGCCAGUGUUGGUGACGCUUGAGGAUGAUGGGACUAUUGUGGAAGAUGAAGACUACUUUUUAUGUCUGCCUUCAAAUACCAAAUUCAUGUUGUUGAGUGAGAAGGAAAUAUGGACCCCUGCUAGUAGAUGUGAUGGACACAGAGCAAGGCUCAGCCAAGAUUCUUUUGAAGUGGAGGCGGACGUGGUGGACAGCUUGCCCAGUGGUGCAGAGGGCUGGCACGGUUUAGCUCGCCAGCUCAGGCAGGACCUGGCCAGCAUCAUUCUUAUGUCUGAAGCAGAUCUGCAGAGUCUGGUAGAUGUACCUUGCGCAGACCUGGCCUCAGUACUGGGCUUCCCAGAGCAGAAGGCCAAGGAUUUACAAGACACCUUGCAGAGAUUCCUGGACCGCAGGGAAGAGGAGAGGCAAUCCAGAGAGCUACUGCAGCUCUUCCUGAAGGCUUUGGAGAAAGAAGAUGGCCAGGCCGCGCUUCAAGAGGGUGGAACGGUUGAGGAUGAAACAGAUGGGCUGGAGAUGAACUCGGUGGCAGGUAUCAGCUCCAGGACACUUCAAGUUCUGAAGACCAAAAUGAGCCCUGCAACUAGACUCUCCAACACAGAACUGCAGCAGGUGCUGAAUGCGGGAUCGGAGGCCAUGGCCGAGGCACUAGGCUGGGACGGCAAGAAGACUGCCGACCUGACGCAGGCCUGCGAGGCUGAGCUGGUGAUGCGUGUGCAGCAGCUGCAAGCCUUGCAGGCCCUCAGCACUCACUCAGAGAGAAACGAGGCCACUCCCACCACCCCACUGCAUAAGCGGGCCAAACGUAGCUAAUGGGUUUACUUUAGUUUUCCUUCAUGGUGUGGACGAACCAGUCCUGGCUGAUGGAGGUCGAAUUGUUUUUUUUUAAUGUCGUGUGCUUUCGGAGUCAUGUUGUAUGCUGGCUCGUGCAGUCUGGUGUUAGAGAAGAAAAAGAAGCCUCAUACUAAAUAGGACCGAUUUCCGUGAAGUUUCAGGUUUCUCUCUCGUUUUUAAGUCUAUAAUGUGAACAUAAAUGCUUCACUGAAUCAGUAUAUUAGUGCUAACAUCACAGAGGUUUAUAGUAUAUUUCUUUGAUAAAAAUGUAUAAAAUAUAAAGGAAUAUUAUGAAUGGAUAUGUAUAUUAUGAUCUUCCAUUUAUGACUGGGGUUUCUAAAGGGGAAUCUUUUUUUUCUACAAUUGAUUGACAUUUUUGAUAGACUUGCUUUUUUAAAUGCUUAAAUUUCAUGUAAUGAAAAAUGAAAGGCACACUGGAUUACAGACUGUCAGACAUAAUAAAAUUAUUUUUUUUUAA
Electrophorus electricus (electric eel) is the source of this 1633-nucleotide messenger RNA. RefSeq names its product DNA fragmentation factor, alpha polypeptide (gene dffa). NCBI's taxonomy places the organism in Eukaryota, Metazoa, Chordata, Actinopteri, Gymnotiformes, Gymnotidae. The record is from RefSeq and is a predicted model, not a curated record. Gene Ontology annotation, biological process: regulation of apoptotic process; apoptotic process.